Pectinophora gossypiella (pink bollworm) is the source of this 1532-nucleotide messenger RNA. RefSeq lists its product as uncharacterized. The record is from RefSeq and is a predicted model, not a curated record. The coding region runs from base 3 to 1532 and encodes 509 amino acids. NCBI's taxonomy places the organism in Eukaryota, Metazoa, Arthropoda, Insecta, Lepidoptera, Gelechiidae. The transcript is spliced from 4 exons.
UCAUGGCUUCCCGGCUAGCCCUGAGCGGGUUUCUGCUGGCUAGCGUUGGCGUCUGCUUCGCGACUUUCGGACAUGAACAUGUUCACAUUCGUAUCCAUUUACCUGAGCCCGAGCACCAUUCGUCUAAAGAAGUGAUAGUACAUGAGCAUCACGACGACCACGGACACGGUGGUGGUGGUGGCGGCCAUGGGGGCGGCCACGGUGGAGGCUUCGCUGAACACUUGCACGGAGGAUUUGCCGACCACCUGAAAGGUCACGGAGGACACGGCGGAGGCGGUGGUUACGGAGGCGGCGGACAUGGUGGUGGAUUCGACGAGCACGACCACGGACACGGCGGCGGCGGCGGCGGUGGCGGCUACGACCUCGGCGGUGGCGGUCACGGCGGUCAUGAUUUCGGAGGUGGCCAUGGUGGUGGCGGUUUUGGAGGACAUGACUUUGGCGGUGGUCACGGAGGAGACUUUGGAGGUGGACAUGGCGGCGGUGGUCAUGAUUUCGGAGGUGGUCAUGAUGUCGGAGGAGGACACGAUUUCGGUGGAGGGCAUGACUUUGGUGGCGGCCAUGGAGGAGGCGGCCACGACUUCGGUGGCGGCCAUGGAGGUGGCGGCCACGACUUCGGUGGCGGCCAUGGAGGUGGCGGCCACGACUUCGGAGGCGGUCAUGGAGGUGGCGGCCAUGACUUCGGAGGCGGUCAUGGUGGUGGCGGUGGACACGAUUUCGGAGGUGGACACGGCGGCGGCGGUGGAGGCCAUGACUUCGGAGGUGGCCACGAUAUCGGAGGCGGUUAUGGAGGCGGCCACGGUGGUGGAUUCGGAGGCGGUCAUGGAGGAGGCUUUGGCGGCGGACACGACCACGGAGGCGGCCACGACCACGGCAGCGACUUUGGCGGAGGUUUUGGUGGUGGUUUCGGCGGAGGACAUGAUGAUCAUCACGGCGGCGGCGGUUUCUCCGGUGGCCACGGCGGCGGUGGAUUCUCAUCUGGCGGACACGACAGCUACAGCGGCGGUGGAGGUCACGGUGGACUGGGCAGCUUCGGCGGCGACAGUUACAGUAUCGGCGGUCACGGAAGCGGCGGCGGUGGCGGCCAUGACAGUUACUCCUCCGGAAUCAGCAGUUAUGAUGCUCCAUUGAGUGGUCACGGUGACAGCGGACACGGCGGCGGAUUCAGUGGACACGGUGGUGACAGCUACAGCUCUGGAUUCGGUGGAGGACACGGUGGCGGUCACGGCGGCGGCCACGGAGGUGACAGCUACAGUAUUGGCUUCGGCGGUGGCCACGGCGGCGGUGACAGUUAUAGUUCCGGAGGCCACGGAGGCGGUCACGGUGGCGGACAUGGAGGAGAUAGUUAUAGCUCCGGGUUCGGCGGCCACGGCGGCGGCGGCGGUCAUGGAGGUGGUCACGGAGGCGGCCACGGCGGGUUCAGUUUAGCAGACCUGGGCGGCGGUGGCGGCCACGGCCACAGUAGCUCGGGCGGCGAUAGCUAUACGAGCGCCAUCUCCGCGGGGCACGGCGGCGGACCCUACCACCGAAAGUAG